GCGGGGCAACGAAUAAAACAACGACUACAUUAUAUUUUUCCCUUCCAAUAAACUCUGGUCGAAACUCCCCGAGUCUGAAAUUGUUGAUUGAUUGUCGUUUGGAUCAAGUGGAUCACAAAUCGUCGAGAAUCAACUCAACAAGACCAAUUCAAAAGCAUGCUCGUUCUUGUUGUCAAUGCUAGUGUCGAUGUAGUGCUUAUGUGAAUCAUCGAGGUUUUGUUCUUUGUAAACUCACCAACUGAGUGCUGUGCUUAACAGACAGGAAACACACAGACAGCCAUGCAUCAUCACUCAGCAUGUUUACUGUUUGUAGUUUUGUAAACAAACCAGCGUGACCAAGAAUGCGACAUUUCCAUCAUGCUCAAAUAAGUAGGCUACCGACUACAUCAUUACAUGUGCUGCUCAGCUUGUGUAGAGAUGUACCUCUGCUAAAAACACUAAAAUGAAGGACCUAUGAGUUGAAGCUACUCAACCUACCACAAUGGGUAAGCCAGAGAGAUCCUUCAAGCGUAGCUUCAGUGGAGUCCGACACCAGAUCUCUUUUCGUCAGCCCAUCCGACCAUUUAUCUCCUCAACAUUUGUUGAUUUCUUUGAGGAGCGAGACCACCUUGUCAAACGGGUCUUUCCUCAACUCAACAGUCUCUGCCAUGAGCGUGGUACUCACUUCAGUCCGAUUGACCUCCGCUGGGGGAUCAACGAAGAGCAAUCGCAGUCUGGGAAUGUUGUCUCCUUGUGCUUGGACUACAUCAACUCCUGUAGUCCCUUCUUCAUCUGUCUUCUCGGAGAGCGUUAUGGUUCCCAUCGACCCAUUGAUGCAGACUUGCUCUCGACCGACGCAAACCUCGAUGACAUCAACGAGGAGAACACCAACUGGCUUGAUAAGAACUACCACGUCGCUGCUGCCAACGGGCACAACUGGAUUCUGCAAGAAGCUUAUCAGUGCUGUAGUAUAACUGAGCUGGAGAUCAUACAGGCUGCAUACCUUAAUGACAGCCAGUAUUCCCGGUUUUACUUCAGGGAUGUUCGACAUAUUGAGGAUAAAUUCACUGAUCUGACGGAUGUGGAGAGAGAGGAGAAACUGAAGGUGUACCGAUGCGAGAACGAAGAGGUUGAAAUGCGGGUCCGGGACCUUAAGAGAAGAAUCGUCAACAAGGGUCUACCGGUGAGGUUCUUCAGGACGGUAGAAGAGUUGGCUGAGAAGGUGCUGGAAGAUUGGAAGUUCAUUAUAAACCAGAUGUACCCGCCACUGCAAGACUUCACUACUGAUGUUGAUGGUGAGCUAUUCCGUGAAUGGGCGGCUCAUGAAGCCUACGCAGAAACCAGACGUCGUGUCUUCAUCCAAACUCCCAACAUAUACGACCUGUAUGAGAAGCUAGAUGACCAGGGAGUUAAAGCACUCAAUGACGAUACACAGGAAGGCAGGAACACAUUACAACCAGUGGUCUCUACAGCUCCAAGGGGAAAACAACCUGAGCAACACCAGAGCAUUUCAAUUUUGACUCUCGUCGGUGAACGAGGCUGUGGAAAGACGGCUAUUGUUGCUAACUGGGUCAAACAUUUCAGAACAGAGUACCCUGGGCUUAAGGUCAUCUCGCAUUUUGUUGGGAGUAGCGCCCUCAGUGCUGACAUUACAAGUUUUCUACGGAGGGUAACGUACGAGCUGCGAGGAGAAUUUGUGGGUACUCAGAAUGAAUCGUCUAACGAUGCUGAAGACAUGUCUAAUUUCCAUCAUAUCUGUGAGGCGUUCGUUGCCUCGGUGGGUAUGGGACCGUGCGUACUGGUACUUGACGGUAUUGAUGAACUGAGUGGAACCCUUGGGCAGACUAUGCAUCAGGUGAAAGAGAUGUCAUGGCUGCCUGAGAAGCUGCCCGCACAGUGCAAGAUUGUCCUGACGACCGUCCGCUCUGACCUGACCUACAAAUCCCUAUCUCAGCGUCAGGAUACUCAAGUUCUCCUGGUACCCCUCUUUACAGACAGAGGUCAGAAGUCAUCCAUGGUAACCGAGAAUCUAGCCAUACAUUGUAAAUGCUUGGAUGAGGUGCAGCUGCAGAAGGUCGUGACCUCGAAGCUGAGUGACCGGCCGCUGUUUUUAUCUAUCCUGGCCAAUGAGCUCAGGGUAAGGGGGACAUAUGGAAAUCUGGACAAGGUGAUUGAUCAAUACAUUGAGGCUGUGACAUUUAGAGAUCUAUGGAAGUGUGUAAUUCAACGAUGGAUUAGAGAUUAUGGCUGGACGACUGAUGGACGAUCAACAUCUGUGUCGUCAGAUAGUAGUCGAGAAGACAUGUCCGGUUGGGUCGCUGAGGUCCUUCGUCUUAUCAGUUGCUCCAGACACGGUCUGAGUGAGCAGGAGUUAUUACAACUGCUAAGGAUGAUGGGAUACACAGGUCAAGCUGAGGUCACGGCUUUUGACUUUGCCCUGUUCCGGUCGGCUACAUUUGAUGCUCUAGUGGAGAGACCAGGGGGACUGAUGAGCUUUUUUCAUCAACAUCUAAGGGAGGCGGUGGAGCACUCAUUGUUGGGUAUGAUUGCCGGUACAGCUGGUAUGCCGGAUUCACCGAGUGCUUCUGCCGUUGAGUUCCUCCCAAGAGGCCUGAAUCAACAGAAGAGAGUUUGCCACGAAGCGCUCUCCAGCUACUUCUGGAAGCAGUCUCACAGCCUGAGGAGAACCGGAGAGUUACCGUGGCAACUAGAGAAAUGUGGCGAUAUUCAAGGUCUUUUCAACAUCCUGACGGAACCAGAAGUGUUCCUGAUGAUGUGCCAAGACAGCAUCCAGAGCGUGGCCCUAAAACUAGACCUCUUGCGCUACUGGCAGCGUCUCAGUAAGAAUGGCUACGAGAUUGCGGAUGCUUAUGAGAAGAUGGUCAUGAAAGCAAUGGAGGAGUAUACUUGGACGGCGAGUGUUGUUGAGCCUAUGGAGGAGGAAAGAGGGGAGGUUAAAGAUGCUGAUAGAAGACAAAAGAAAAAAGAAAAGCCGAACCCACUGUCUUCAAAGAAGAAGAAUCCUCAUCAAAAGCUGUCAGUGAUUGAAGAAUAUGAUGCGGCAUCUUCCGAUGCCACUUCCACCCAUCAACUGAGCACAGACGAGCAGCGAGUAAACCUAACUAUUGAGGCUAGCCAUAGGAAGUUAUCAAGUACCUCGACUCAAGAGGUUAUAUCAGCCUCAGAGGAAGUGAAAGCCUCGUCAUCCUCUGAUGAGGAUGCUGAGGAGGUUUGGGAGGAUGCGAGAGAGGAGCCGGAGUCAAACAGCGAUGAAGAUGAAAUAUUCUACGAGUACAAACCAGGGGACAGAUGCAAGAUGGCCGUCCUUGCAAUGCAAGCUGGGAAAUUCUUAGCUGAGAGAUCUCGUUUCCAGCACUCUGAGAGGCUGCUGAGUUUGGCCCACCAAGAUGUCAGUCAGAAAUUUCCGCUCAGUACGCCAGAGCAGCUCUUCAAGAUGAAAGUAGAGGAAAACCUUGCUGAUCUCCAUCGAUUCCAACUCCAUCGCUACGAAGCUAAGAAGUUCUACCACAAGGCUCUGAAUACGCUGAGUAACAUCGCUGCCUGUGAGUCCGAUGACAUCUACAAGCAGUUAGUGGAGAAUAAAGGUCGUUUAUUGAAUCAUCUUGGUUUCAUGGCCGUCAAGCAACACACUAAAGUAGUAGAUGAAGCUGAGAAGACCCUGAGGAAUGCCAGUGACUGCAUGAGGAAAGCUAAUAGUAUCGCUGGCUUAGCCACGGCACAGUUUAUUCUAGGACUAGUCCAAGUUAAGAAGACUGACUACGUCAUAGCAGAAGAGUGUCUUCGUGAAGCGUUACAGACGAGGGAGAGAUGGCAUGGAAAGUCUCAUCCACAUGUUGCUGAGGUCCUGAAUGAACUGGGUGGAUUGCUCUGUAAUCCACGCAACGUACACAGAUGUGAUCGAAUUGUUUCAGAGACAUAUUUCCGGCGGGCUUUGCAAAUCCGUGAGCAGUCCUAUGGUCGUGACCACUUGCUUGUUGGGACAACUUUGUUUCACCUUGGUAAAUUGCUGAAGUCGAGUGGCAGUCACCAAUGCAAGACUGAAGCCGUUGUACACCUUAGCCGUUCCCACGAUAUCCGCACCACAAACCUCGGAGCUAACCAUGUCCUCACCAAGGCUGUCCGACAAGCCUUAAAGGAAGUCCAGACCCAGCUGAUGACUGGUGACUACGAUUACGCCCCCGUCAAGCAACCCGAUCGACGGACCAAAGAGAACCCCUACAGCAGCCUCAGCUGGCAUGAGGGUGCUCUUAUGGACUUUGAGAAGCAAGCCCGCGCCAAGAGUGCGGUGCCUCGUCUGGAAAGGGCAUCUAGAGGUAAACAGAGACUCAAAACAGCUGGUAGGUCUCCCGUUGAGGAUGGCCUCAGCACUAAUGCGAAAGCAAAUGGUUGGAAACAAAGUGCAAAUAGUAACCCAGAUAAUCAAAGAGAUCGGAAUCAGAACCCUGCAGAAGCCCAGUGGACUCCUUCUUUAGAUAGAACCCAGGAAGCAAGUAAAGCUUGGAGUACUCCACGGCGAGGAGGUAGAACCCAACAGCGACCUAAAAGUAUGCAUGGUGGUAGACCAUCAGAGAGGAGCACAGACACCAGGCAGACAGCCAGCGCACACACUGCUGGACGGCACCGACAUCCACAAAGUGGUUACUCAAGACCACAGCAGACCCAGGCAACCAAGCACGACAGCCUUCAGUCUCUGUGCCUGAUACCAAGAUCCAAUAAAGACGUCCAGGACACUGUCUCAAACGGAACAGAACAGACUCUUAAAAGUACUUUGACGCGGUUCAACUCCUGGAGUGCCGGCAACCGCUCUCAAAGCGCUAAGGGUGGACGAGUCUCCUCAUCCAGGGGAUCUGAUAUCCAGAGAUCACGUCCCCAAAGCAGUGUGAGUCAGGUGUCUCACGUGUCGCAUCGUUCACGCUGUGAUAUCCCUCAAGCCUUCCAGAUGCACCCGAGCAACGACCGGACAAUACGUGGGCCACACAGUCAGAUUCAGGCGGUGCUCGGUGACCCUCCAUGCCCACGUCCUGUACAACCAAAGGUGCUACAUACAGCGGCAUGGUUCCAUGAGUCGGGACGCUACCCAAAGACACCGAGUGACGUCUACCCACCUAGGAGGCACCAGAAACGCCCGAUGAGCGUUCCUUCAUUUGCUACCGAUAACAGGUUCAGUAUUCUGGACUCUAUGCAAGAUGAUGACAGUUAGAGUUCAAUGUCAAAUCUUGAAUUAAGUUCAAACAGAUUAAUCAAAGGCCAGUUGUUUUUACAUAAAAAAACACACUAGUCUUUGCAUUGUUUUUGUUUGAGCAAAAUUGCACUUGGCAGAGUGGAUGACGGAAUUAUGUCACACUUAUUAAACUAAUUGUGAAGUUGUUUGUAUUGAUCCAUUUAAUUGCAAGCAGCGCACUUACACACGCAUUUUCUGUCUGCCACUUUGGGAUUUAGUCGUACACAAAGGAAUUGACUCCCAAAAUGUCGGAAAUAGUUGAGGGGCAUUGUGCGAAGGUGUUUUUCCGUGUCUGCUAGAAGUAAAAUGGAGUCAAAUGGAGUCAAGAAGAAUUUUUAUGAAACAGUUUAAGGGAUAUUUGACCACAUUGGGACAAUUAUGUAAAAUAAAUUAAAUUUUAUGCAACAGAAAUGCCCCACAGGAUUUGUAUAUAAAAGAAAUAUUUUUACAAAUACUUUUUGUUUCUUAGCCAUGUUUUCUAAUGCAAAAGAGUCUGAUAAAAUAGUGUUAAGUUUUUGUUGCGUAUGCCAAAGAGGAUACAUUUGUGACCCCCUCCCCUGCCAUAAUCAAGCAGUUUUCUGAAAUAAUAAAAACACAUAAAAGGUGAAGAUUAUACUAUAUGUAAUGUGAUGUCUUUAACAUUCUAAAUGUGGCAAAAUACAUGACCUGUUGACCCUUUGCACUGACAUCACAUGCAGCUCCUUUUCAUGGUCUGCCUUAUUGGAAGUCAAAACAAGUCAAGACAUGGUGCAUGUCUAACUGGGCUUAAAUGCAUACGUACGAGUAUGUGGCCUUUAACUUAUAAUGAAACAAUAAACCCUACUUAAAGUGUUUCUUUGGUUAUCGGAUACCCUAAAGCUUGGUUCAUACUUCCUGCAAAUGCGAAUGCGAUACGAAUGUGGACGUCACAAAUUCGCAACAAAUAAUUUGCAGCAGUUGAGUUGUGUUCAACUCUCCUGCGAAUCCUGCGAAUAUCGCAGCAGAAACAGAGUUGUGACGUCAAAUUCGCAUCGCAUUCGCAAUUGCAGGAAGUAUGAACCAGGAUUAGAGGGGGUUUCUGUAAAGAAGGGAAUAGUUGCAGGACCCUACUUAACCUGGUUCAUAAGGUUCUGUGCGUGCAUUGCGUAAAAUACACGGGCAAUCUCAAUCCCAAGAUCAUGCAACCAAGAUUCAUCACGUGAUGAACUGGGUCAACUAGCCUGACUCAUUGGGUGUUAUUUCAAAGCUUUGAUGAGGAAAUAAACAAAAGUUUGGCAAAAUGUGCCUUGUUACAAGCAUGGAGGAUCACAAUUUUUGCAUUCCGUUUUUUAUAUUGUGUGUAUAGAAUAAAACAGUUGGAAUUUGAUCCAACAAUUAAUGGAUUUUGAACCAACAAAUAGUUGGAAGUUGAAAAACAUGUAGUAUGAACUUCAACCAUGUAUAUUCUCAGAGACUAAUUUCGUUCAGUUAUUUGUUUUUAUUUGUUUGAUUUUCAUUUUGAAUGGUAACAUCAAACACCAGUGCCUUACGACUUUAGUUCAAAAAUAACAAUCAUUACAAGUUUGUAUAAGAAAAGUAUUUCUAUUUCACUGAAAUGUAAUGCACAAAGGAGCUUUUUAUAUCAAUUAGUUUUUGAAACUUUGUAUUUAUACUUGUACACAGAUAUAAAUAUUGUGUUUUCCAUUUGACCACAAUAUUAUAGAAUUUGAUUGGCCUUACUCAUGUAACUAUAGUUUGUGUGAUUCAAUUGAUCAAUCCAUUGCAGAUACAUGUAACCCUAGAGCUAUCAGCGUUUGCGGCUAAUAAUGGGAUGUAGAUAUGCACAGCCUUUAGUUUUUGCAUCACAGGCCACUUCGAUCAAAAAUGAUAUGAAGGGGUUUGCUGCGGUGUGUCUGGCAGCGGCUGUUGAAUGCCUCACAGUUUCUUGUAAAACCCCAAAUGGUGAGCACUACGGUCUCAUAUAAAAAAAAAAAUCAAAAUCUUUGAUCAAGUACCUUAAGAACACCGUUAAUAGAUAUGUGCCCUUUAUAAGAUGCUGGUACUAUUUAUGAUGUUGACGGUAAGCCUGGUUCAUACUUCCUACGAAUGCGCAUGCAAAAUUUGAUGUCACAAACUGGCAACAAAUAGUUUGCCUCAGUUAGCUUGUGCUGAACUCCUAUGAAACAUUUGUGUGAUGUAAAAAUCACAUCAAGUAUGUACCCAGCUUAACUGUACAAAACCCCAGCAUGACAUGGAGUGUAAAAAUGAAUUGCAGAUGACAUGUACAUGUACCAAAGCACGUGUCCAAGUAAUGGCCAAAAAAACUUACACAGUGUUAUGAAAACGUAAAUGGACUGGUCAUCAAAUAGGCGUAUGA
Molecule: messenger RNA, 7556 nt
Organism: Asterias rubens (European starfish)
Lineage: Eukaryota; Metazoa; Echinodermata; Asteroidea; Forcipulatida; Asteriidae
Exons: 18
Coding region: 482-5200 (1572 amino acids)
Cellular component (GO): Cul4-RING E3 ubiquitin ligase complex
Molecular function (GO): protein binding
Source: RefSeq, a predicted model, not a curated record